This is a messenger RNA of Clupea harengus (Atlantic herring), 2045 nucleotides long. It is a transcript of the gene tfb1m, whose product is annotated as transcription factor B1, mitochondrial. Gene Ontology annotation, molecular function: mitochondrial transcription factor activity; rRNA (adenine-N6,N6-)-dimethyltransferase activity. The record is from RefSeq and is a predicted model, not a curated record. Lineage: Eukaryota; Metazoa; Chordata; Actinopteri; Clupeiformes; Clupeidae. Gene Ontology annotation, cellular component: mitochondrial matrix. Gene Ontology annotation, biological process: rRNA methylation; transcription initiation at mitochondrial promoter.
AAGGCUUUUUUUCCUAAUGUGCAAUUGGAUACAAGUAUUACAGUUCCCGCCUCCUUGACAGGAAGAACACUACACUGUUUCUAGAUGGCAGUAUCUGGCAAAUUAGCUACCCUGCGGCUCCCCCCGCUACCCACCAUAGGGGAGAUCAUAAAGCUGUUUAACCUACGAGCUGAGAAGCAAUUGUCUCAGAACUUCCUCCUGGACAUGAGGCUUACAGAUAAGAUUGUGCGGCAGGCGGGCAGCCUGAGGAACGCCUAUGUGUGUGAGGUGGGUCCAGGGCCUGGUGGACUGACCCGAUCAAUCCUGAACGCCGGCGCUGCUGACUUGCUGGUGGUGGAGAAGGACAACCGUUUUAUCCCCAGCUUGAAGCUCCUGGCCGAGGCGGCCCCCGGCAGGGUCAGGAUAGUUCAGGGUGACAUCCUCACCUACCGGAUGGACCGGGGCUUCAAGCAUGACAUAGCAAAGAAAUGGGAGGAUGAGCCACCAGAGUUGCAUGUGAUUGGGAACCUUCCCUUCAGUGUGUCUACCCCACUCAUCAUCAAGUGGCUGGACUGCAUCUCCACACGCAGCGGCCCCUUUGCGUUUGGACGCACACGCCUCACUCUCACCUUCCAGAAGGAGGUGGCCGAGAGGUUGACGGCGAGCACGGGGAGCAGACAGCGGAGUCGCCUGUCUGUCAUGGCACAGACCUACUGCACCGUCAAGAACUGCUUCACCAUCCCGGGGAAGGCGUUUGUCCCCAAACCUGAGGUGGACGUGGGGGUGGUGCACUUCACUCCUCUGGCUCAGCCCCAGAUCCAGCAGCCCUUCAAUCUGGUGGAGAAGCUAGUCAAGAAUGUCUUCCAGUUCCGCAGAAAGCACUGCUUCCGAGGGCUUGCGAUGUUGUUCCCAGAGGCCCAUCGCACGGAGCUGACCCAUGAGCUGCUGCGGCUGUCCUGCGUGGAGCCCACACUCCGGCCCACCGAGCUCACCAUCCCACACUUCCGGGCCCUGUCGGACGCCUACGGCCAGCUCUGCUCCCAGAGCCAGGGCCUCAUCUCCUACGAGUUCCGCGAGGAACAGAGACUGAAGCGCCUGCACCGCAAACAAGGCACCCCGCACCACACAGAGGCGCCACCAGCUCCGGUGGAGGAGGAGGAGGAGGAGAAUAAAGAACAUUAACAAGCGUGCACACGGAGACGGGUGGGAUGAAACGAAGAAUGACAAGAGGCAGAGAAAGAGACAACAGACUGCUCUUAGCGCUGACAUACCCACCAGGCACGGACAUUAAUUUUUCAAUGUGGGUUUCCUCUCUCCAGAAGGCGUCGUGGGGCAGGCUUUUGAAACGCCCCGGGUGGAGCCGGAGGGGUAGAGGACACGCACGCAACCCGUUACUACCCCCGUGACCAGGCUGACCGACACACUGAGAUGCAUAUGUACCACUCUGGCACAAUAAAAGCCCAGUGAAGAAAUGCAGAGGGAAAAGGGGGAAAGGAAAGAAGUUAAAACAGGAGGGAGGGAGGGAGGGAUGGUGAGGUGAGGUGGUGACAGGAUGCGCUUAUCACACACAUUCCACCUCAAACCUGUGUUCACGCCUGGGCCCAUUGGGUGUGAGAUCACGCCGACAAGGGUUUUGUGGACAACUAAAAAAAUGAGAACAAGUUGCAGCUAUUCAGGCCAUUUUAUCCCGCUCUGCAUCAGCCACUAGGGAAUAGCAAGAGAAUAGGAGAGAAACUGAGCGAGGGGGAGAGAGAGAGAGGGAGAGAGAGAGAAGGUAGCUGCACUGAAAAGUUGUCAGGAGCCUACAGCAGCUAUAGGAGUGCUUUAAUCACAUCACAGACAGGAAGAAGCCUCUUCAUUAUGUCAGACAUUUCAAAGAGAGAAAGGGAGUCAUCGGAUGUUUUUGGUUCCAGGAUGACAGCGCAUUGUAAAAAUAAAUACUAUUACUUUGCAUUUAGAAAAAGACAUCACAGAAUCCACCUCUGAUAAUUGCAAGUCUGUAAUGUUAUUCUGUAUUCUGUUCUGUAUCCUGACUUAAUAAAUGUAAAUAUUUUCUUUGAAUCUCA